ACCUGGAGCUUCCUGCUGCCUGAAAAGUUCCUUAGCCAAGACCUGAGCAGGCUGAGCCUGAAAGCCGGCAAACUGUGAGUAGGGGCUCACACCAAAGAAUCUAGGUUAGUGGCCGAAGGGAGAUGCUCCUUAGGUGGGUGACCAAUGGCCAACCACCAACAACCAAACAGCAGGUGUCUGCCCAACGCCAGGCUGAUCCUCAACUCCCAGGGGCUUGCCUGGGCCCCUUCCUUGGCAGGAACUGAAAGGUGACCUGACCCUACAGGGGCGGGCCAGGGCACGGGCCCGGCCAGUGGCGCAGGUGGGCGUGCCGACCAGGAGGGGAGGCGGGACCUAUAAAGCUCUCUCCAUUCCGGAGGCGGAGCGGCCGGGUGCAGCCUGUGCUGGUGGGCGCGGUGGCCCGGAGCCUUGGACUCGCUGCAGGACUGUGCAGGGAACCACUGUCCAAGCAUCGGGCUAAUAGGGGGCGCCUGCCUCGGUUUACCCUUCAGCGUCUGGUGAAAUCCCGCAGCGUCUAGGGAAAGAUCCGUUCUGCUCCGCGAGGGAAACAGAGCCGUUGACCAUGGUUGCAACGGGCAGUUUGAGCAGUAAGAACACGGCCAGCAUUUCAGAGUUGCUGGACGGUGGCUCUCACCCUGGGAGUCUGCUAAGUGAUUUCGACUACUGGGAUUAUGUCGUCCCCGAGCCCAACCUCAACGAGGUGGUGUUUGAAGAGACAACAUGCCAGAAUUUGGUUAAAAUGUUGGAGAACUGUCUGUCCAAGUCAAAGCAAACCAAACUCGGUUGCUCUAAGGUCCUGGUUCCUGAGAAACUGACCCAGAGAAUUGCCCAAGAUGUCCUGCGGCUCUCGUCCACAGAGCCCUGCGGCCUCCGGGGCUGUGUUAUGCACGUGAACUUGGAAAUUGAAAAUGUGUGUAAAAAGCUGGAUAGGAUUGUGUGUGAUGCUAGUGUGGUGCCGACCUUUGAGCUCACGCUGGUGUUCAAGCAGGAGAGCUGCUCCUGGACCAGCCUGAAGGACUUCUUCUUUAGCGGAGGUCGCUUCUCGUCGGGCCUUAGGCGAACUCUGAUCCUCAGCUCGGGAUUUCGACUUGUUAAGAAAAAACUGUACUCUCUGAUUGGAACGACAGUCAUUGAGGAGUGCUGAGGAGGAAAAAACAAUUAAAGGUCCCUAAUGAGUGGCUAAUAAACCUCUGGAGCUAUCCAGCCGUCA
This is a messenger RNA of Rattus rattus (black rat), 1210 nucleotides long. RefSeq names its product DNA damage inducible transcript 4 like (gene Ddit4l). Gene Ontology annotation, biological process: negative regulation of signal transduction. Lineage: Eukaryota; Metazoa; Chordata; Mammalia; Rodentia; Muridae. Bases 563 to 1144 code for a protein of 193 amino acids. Gene Ontology annotation, cellular component: cytoplasm. The record is from RefSeq and is a predicted model, not a curated record. The transcript has 3 exons.